Penicillium verhagenii is the source of this 1896-nucleotide messenger RNA. RefSeq names its product DUF2985 domain-containing protein. Bases 1 to 1896 code for a protein of 631 amino acids. The transcript is spliced from 4 exons. The record is from RefSeq and is a predicted model, not a curated record. Lineage: Eukaryota; Fungi; Ascomycota; Eurotiomycetes; Eurotiales; Aspergillaceae.
AUGGAUCGCAUUGAGCCCGCAGAAGAUGCGAAUGCCCGGGGAAGUCCCCCGGGCGACCAGUCCGGCCAGUCGACUCCAUCGAGGCCAGGUGUAUCGACGGUGCAAACGCCUGGACGUCCCCGGGCUUCUUCUGCGCGAUCGCGCCGACCGAGUAUCCGCAUUUCGCGCUUACCAUCCAUCCCGGCCUUGAACACCGAUAUCGUCAACAAUCAGCCGUCACAACCGGAACCUUCAUUGCAACCCCCCCUUCAGCGACAAGUAUCUAUCCGGUCUCCUCUCGCAGAAGAAGAUGAAUCGCCGCAAUCGGGUCGACGGCGCAGUAAUUCUGAGCCACGGCUUGGGCGCUACUCGGGGCCUUUCGCUGAUGGCCAGUCGCGGGUGGCGACUCCUGGGUAUAUGGUGCCCGUGACCGAAGAGUCUUCCCGGAGCGCAUUGCCCACCCCGCAGCCAUCUGGCGCCCCAGAGGUUGAGCCUGGGAUGCUUGUACCGGUCGGGGCCGAAGAGCCUCCCGUGUCGCGUCCUGUUCACCGGAGUAUGCUGCGACGGGGAAGCCAGGCGGCGCUAAAGCCAUUUACCCGAAACCGGGCCUCCACUGUGACCGGGGCCCCGCAAGAAACGUCCAUUGCGAAUCAAGAGCCGGGAAUCAACGAGUACAGCAAUCAUGUAGUUGACGUGCUGGAUGUUAUUGACCCGGAAGUCUCCGCUCUCUCGACUCUAACCAAUGUUCAGAAUUCACUUUUCAUUCCAAACCUGGGUGGUUGGAUCAACCGUAUGCCUACCUAUACCCUCACUCGACCACCACCUUCAGAUGAAGAGCAAGGCACCAGCACGGAUGAAGGUGAGCGGUCAGAUGACUCCAAGCAACGUCCCACUUUGGAACAGCUCCGCCCAUUUUCGAGCAUGUCAUCCGUGCUAGCGGGACCACGAUAUGCUGUUCUCCCGGAAGGCCACGAGUUAGCGGGGUGGACCAAGGAGGACUUUGCUGAGUUGAAUGACCAUGUGCGGCAUAUGCUUCACUCCCGCCGAUCUAAGUUCAAGCGGUCCAUGAAGGGCUUUGGACAAUACAUUCGGAAACCCCUGGGAUUCCUCGUCACUCUCUAUGCCACCCUGAUCACUUUGUUUGGUCUAGCUUGGGUUCUCUUCUUGAUUGGUUGGAUCAAUGUUGCUGGCAAGCAAUCCUAUCUUAUCAACAUCAUCGACAACGUUCUAGUGGGUCUCUUUGCCAUCAUGGGUGAUGGACUUGCCCCCUUUCGAGCUGUCGAUACAUACCACAUGAUUUUCAUUGCGCAUUACACUCAUAAAACAUGGGAUAUUCGUGAUAAACGCAAGCUGCCCGACCUCAAAGACAAGAACGAUCUCCCCGCUCGACCUGAGAAGGACGUGGAUGUUGAAUUUGGCGACACGCCCAAGGAGGAAGAGCAUGAGUUCACUGUUCUUGAAAAGGCGCAACAACUCAAACUGAUGCACCACCAAAACAAGUUCGCCAAAUCACACACUUUCUAUAAGCCCCAUGAGACUAUGACCCACCACGCCUUUCCAAUGCGCAUGCUCGUCGCUAUUGUCGUUAUCCUCGAUUGUCAUUCGCUACUCCAGAUGGCUCUCGGUGCCUGUACCUGGAGUAUGGAACCGCCCAAACAUCGGCCGUUUGCUUUGACUACCGUCAUUCUGUGUUGCUCUAUCACCUGCAACAUCACAGGUGGUAUAAUGAUUAUGAUCGGUGACCGAAUGACGCGAAAGAAGGAUAUCGUUGAGCGCCUCUUCCGACAGCAAUUGACCGAAGAAGCUAUGAAGAAGAUGGAGAAGCGCAAGGUCAAAGAAGAGCGACAGAGCAUGCAAAUUGAUCAAGAGCGUCGCAGCAUGCAUGUGGAUCGCCCUGAAACAUCCGUUCCCGUUUAA